This is a messenger RNA of Pocillopora meandrina, 19973 nucleotides long. The record is from the annotation of a GenBank genome assembly. NCBI's taxonomy places the organism in Eukaryota, Metazoa, Cnidaria, Anthozoa, Scleractinia, Pocilloporidae.
AUGGCGGCUGCUAGCGAGUUUCCAACAGAACUGGCGACCCGUCCUUUGGGCCUCACAGCUCUUAUGGGACUCGAUAUUAAUCAGAAACCUUUGCACAAAGCUAUCUGGGAGUCUUUUUCUGUGAACAGGCAUCCUGAGAGAGUUCCACUAUCCUUCAGACUUCUACCAAUUGAUCACGAAUUUCCCAAAGCAAAAUCAAAGGUGAGCUUUCCUAUCGCUUUUAAGUGUAGUUACUCUUAAAUCCUUUGAUUACGUGAAAUUCUUCUUAUUUUAAGCUCUUUCAGUAUAGUGGGAGCUCACUCAAUGGGCUCUCUCGUAGUAGGUAAGUCAACGUGGCCCACCUUCACUAAGAAUUAAACCCUUUUGAGCUCUUGGACUAAACCUAACCCUUUAAACCCGAACGUUAGUAUGAAUAUUCUCCAUACUUUUCCUAAUACUUUCCUAAGGUAACAAUCAAGAACUGUAGUUGGUGAUCAUUUCCGUUAUUCUCAUGACCUUAGCUUAAUGUUUGAUGUUAUAUGACAAGGAGAAAUUAGAUGCUAAAGGGUUAAAUGGACACUAUUUUCGUACAGCAAGGGUGUCUGCAUAGGAAGUUGCCACUGUUUCAUUUUUCUUACAUAAUUUUAUGAAGAAAGUUCCAGGAGUGAUUUCCACAAAAUCAUUAAAAGAGUUAAUCACAAUUCAAUCAUACUCCUGGGUUUUUUUCCCAAGGAAGCAUUCUCUUGCUUCCUUGAGUUCUGACUUUCUCAAACCUUUCACUCCAAAGAUUUCCUUAGUAAUUGUCUGUACUGUCUGGUGUACAAUUCUUAGGAUGUUAGUUCAGAGAAUCUGGAAUUGGAUCAACUAAUGAUCCUGUAAUUUAUUCUUUUUUCUUUUUUCUCAUCGCUUGUCUGCUUGAUAUUGCAUUGAAAUUUUAGAAGUAAGUUCUGUCUCCGUCACUCAUGGGAUUUGAAGUGUUUACCCUUUAACUCCUAAGAUCUGAUUGUUAAUUUUCCCCUCCAGCUGCCACAAAUUUCCUUGUAAAUUAGUUAUGAGAACUUGAUGCUAGGUCAAGAUGAAAGCUUCUACCUGAUAAAUUUGAAUAUUCUCAUUACCUGUUUGCUGAAUAAUGUUUGGAUAUCAUAUGGAAAAGUUUCAUGUUAAUCACUUCUGGGAGUUAAAGGUUUAAGUGAACCUUUAUCUUUGUUGGUGUGCAUGGAGUCUCAGUAAUAUUUUCCAUAAGUGAGGGCAGAUACUGCCAUUAGUGGGGUCACUACCAUUGAAAAUCUUAGCAGAUAGCCAUAGCAAUGUAAGACCUCUCACAGAAGCAGUAGGCCUCCUGUAACCAGUGUUACUGAAAUCUCUGCUUAUGCAAGUUUAUGCUGGCUUUUUAUCACUGAGUCUUGUUUCCUUGUAGCGUUCUACCUAUGAGUGGUACAUACCAAAGGGUAUCUUGAAGACAAAAUGGAUGCACAAACAUCUUUAUCUCUCUCCUGCUGUGGUGGUCAUGUUUUAUGAGCUGGAUUGGGAUGACGUUCAGUGGAAAGACAGGCAAACUGAAUGUGCUUCAAAGCUAGAAAGAGUCAGGUAAUAUCAAGAGAGUGAGAAUGUUAUCUUACUCCUCUAUAACAGUGAACUUUAAUCAGCACUAAUGACAUAACUGAAAAUUUUUAAGUAAUAUGACAAGUGUGGUUUGAUUUUUAGACAAGAGGGUUGCAUUGUACGUGUUGAGUUUUAUGACAUUUUGCAACUUAAAAACAUAAUUCCACGCUCUCUGAUGGAUAUGAACACAGAAUUAUAAUUAUAUCAAAGUAACAUAUAAAUUAUUGUUUAAUUAACAGAAGAAAAAGACUUUUGUCCAAUUAUCAGCUUAGUGAUUUAGAGUGCAAUUCAAAUAACAAACAUCAAAUAAGUUUGUCAUAACAACAGUAUGUGCUCCUGAAAACCUCCCUCUCUGCCGAGUGACAAUCAGAUACAAGUUGUAAUAAGAACAAUACAAAUUUUGGAGUUAUUAUUUUCAAACUUAUCAGCUCAUUGAAUGAAAAAAAAGAAAUACCCAAUGAACAAUGAAUAAUUAUUUUUGUAUUCUAUAACUUCAAUCCUGCUCAUUAAACUAUUCAAAGCAAUCUUUUAAUUUCUGUACAGGACCAGCCUUCAAGACCAGAACACGAAGGUUGCUGUGGUUCUUAUCCAAAAGAAUGCUCCUCUUCCUCCAGGUAAACAUCAAUAGAAACAUAGACGUCAAAAGAUGAUGUCAUUAAGUAGAGAGUUUUUAAUCCAUGUUUGGUGUUUUCACUACUAACAUCAAACCACAAGCGACUGCCAGGUCUAUCUUAAAAAUCUGCCAGAGGCAUUAUGGCAAGAGUUGCGUGUCAUUUAUUGAGUUAGGCAUGGGCUAAAAAAUGGGGAAAAACUAUGCCCAAAGUAUUGAGUAUGGCCCAAGACCGGUGUCUGUAAUCAAGGUCAAGGGCACAGUUUCUUCCCACAUAGAAAAACAUGAUUGUAAGACUGUAUUUUAACAAGCUGGACCAGUGACUAGGGUACAAUUAGCCAAUCAAAGUCAAGAAUUUAAGAUUCCAGCCUGUUGACAUGCUUCAGAAAAAAAAUAUUCCUGUAUCCAAAGAUUCGAGUACCCUUCAUGGAGGAAAUUCAUGCUAUUAUAAUGAAUCACAGGUGAUGAUUUACAAGCACUAGAGAGGGCAGCAACACUGUGCAGUGCAUGUGACCUGUCAGCCAAAUCAUUGUUUGUCCUACCACAUACAGAUCACUUGAUUGGCUACACAAUUAGGUAUUUGUUCAAAAUUUAUCAUUUUAGAUUGAUUUUGAUGAGAUUGGUUUUCAUUGAGUUUGCAAUUGAAUGUAAAAAGCCCAACUUUUGUCAAAUAUGGGAAAAAAUUUAUUUGGUAAGAGUUUCAUAUUUUUUUCUAUUGUAUUUAUUCUAGCUGAUCAAGGAAAGUUACAAAACAGGGCACAAUAAAGACUAAGUUAGAAUUAUUUGGAAAAAGUGACAGUGAAGUAGAAAGAAAUUGAAAAGCUUUUACAUGAGUAAGCCUUUAACUCUCAAGAUUUCAUUAGUAAUUCUCUUUACUGUCUGCCAUACGAUUCAUGUGAUGUUUGUGUGGAGAAUUUGGAAUUGGAUCAACCAAUAAUCCUCCACUGGAUAUUUUUUCUUUAUUCUCAUUACUUGUCUGCUUGAUAUUGUACUGAUGUGUAAGGAGAAAUUUUGUCUUGGUCACUAGUGGGACUUAAAGGGUUAAACUAACUUUAGACUCACUACAAGUUGUUUAGUUACUUACAUUGGAUGAGAAUGUUUUAAAAAUAAGGGAAUAUCUAUCAGAAAAUCAGAUGUUAUCAGCAUUUAUCAAGACUUUCCCAAGAGAGUUAACAGCCUUUUCAUCUGAUUAACCCUUUAACUCCCAGAUCAAAUUUGUAAUUCUCCUUACUGUCAACCAUACAAUUCUUAUAAUAUUAGUUUGGAGAAUUUUUUAUCAGAUCAACUAAUUAUCCCCAAAUUGAUGUUUUUCUUUAUUCUCAUCUCUAAUCUAGUUGAUAUUGUAUUGAUAUUGUAAGGAGAAAUUCUGUCUUGGUCACUCAUGGGAGUUAAACGGUUGAAUGAUCAUAUUACAAGUUAUCGUAGUCAUUCAUGGGACAUGAAAUUCAUGCAGCUUCAAAAUAAAAAAGGAACAGGUUUGAAACUUAUGAGAUAAAUAUUUUUCUUCUUCUUUUUUUUUAAGGCUGGAGAAUGCUUUUUAUGAUUUAGCACAGAGUUAUUACCAUGGAGAAUGUAGGAGAGUUAAAGCCCACAAGGUGAGGUUGCAAUUCUGGAAAUUUAAGGGAGUAGGGAGAAGGUCAGGUUAUUAAAAUCCCAGCCAGGAGCAAGCAAGAAGCCUGUAUUUGCUUCAUGCUGCAGAAACUAGGGAGAUGCAGUGGCAAAUGUAAUAAACUGUGUCCACUGUUGAAUGGUCCUUGUCUAAAAUUUAUUUUCAACUGUCACUGUCUACAUCGUCUUGUACAUAGAUGAUACGUAGAUGGAUGACAUAGAUUGAAGAUGAGGCCACAGUCUCUGAGUGUCUUGAAUUGAAUUUUCAACUAGUCAGUAAAAGGGGAAAAGAUAGCCCUCUGGUUAGCUUUUUGGACUCUUUUGGUUUAACUGCCUUAGUUCGACAUAAAUUCAUGCUAAAGCCAUUGGGUUUUUAGUAGUAGGACUCCCCUGUACUAAGUAAAUUUCUCUUCUCAGAUCAAGGACAGAAAAGUAUCAGUAACUAAAACUGUCUGUUGGAAAAUGUGCCAAAAUUCUGGGUCAUAUACAAUCCUGUAUAACUUGCCUGGUAGCGCAAUGUAAUGUUUUUAUAGAUUACCUUUUCACUAGCCAGAAUUACCAUCAAAAUAAUUUUGUUGUACAAAAAGUAAAAUUUUAUCAAUGUACGGAAUGAAGAGACACUUAUUAUGUUUUCAUGCUCUUUAUGAUCAUUAGGAAUUUCUUAACAAAGGAACUCAUCAGGUGAGAACUUUAAUUUGCAAAAGUGAUCUUUGUAUGUCAAUAAUUUGAUGUGAUGGAUUCUACUCAAACUACAGAACUACAUUUAGUUAAAGGCUGAGGGAAAGAGUUACCAAGAAUUCUAAGCAGAAAAAGCUUGUUGAUGUCAGCUUUGAAGGGUGUUACUUUGAAAUGUUUCUCAUUCGUUGUCUUUUUUUUCCUACCCUCUUAUAGAUAUAUUAAUUUUAUAUUCUACCAAAGACAUCACUGACCACAUUUUGCUUUGCAAAUGGCCUCAACAGUUCAUAAAUCUCUUAUUUUGCUUCUCUACUGUUGUUGUAGCUAUUGUUGGUGCGACACCAAUUCAAGGUUGCCUUUUUCAAUGAGCUAAGACAAGACCCUCACUCUGCUAUCAAGUAAGUUCGUCAGUAUUUAUUUUUUUAUCGAUCUUACAAUGACAACAAUUAGUUGGCCAAAAGGUAGAUCUCAGUGUUUCCCUUUUUUUCGGUUAAGGGGUCAGGAAGGAAAAGGAACUUUCAGGGCUGUAUUAGCCAACUUUCUGUUAAGAGACUUUUUUGAGAAAAGAAAAUAUAAAGAGGAAAAGUAGAAAUGAAAAUUUUGAAAAGGACACCUUGUGAGAAUAUUAAACAAUAUACUUUCAGCUGACAGCAAUGCUUGUCUCUGAAAUGAUCAGCAAUUAGUGUAGGAUUUUCACAAGGUAUCUCAAGGUUUAGAACUAGGACAGUGGAGGAGAAGGAGCAAAUUUUUUUUUUAUGAAAGAAAAUGACAGAGAGUUAAAAGUUGUUCUGCCUUGCCACAUGACAGCCAAAGACAGUUUACAAAAUUGGCAACUCCUGCCACAGAUUUCUUCCCCAAUAUUUUCAGUCUUCCUGCCUUGAGAUCUCUCAACAUAAACUCCCAAGUUAGUUACAUUUGCAUAUUAACAUACCAGACAUCAGCUGAUUGAUGUAAGACUUUUUUAAUUUUUAACCCCAGGCACUACAGGCAAGCAUACAGUCUUCUUGGAGAAAUCAAGACAACUGACAUGAACAUACUAGAGAUCAAAGUUGUUGCUGGAUUUAUUAAUUACAAGGUUUGUGUUUUUUCAUAUUUUAGAACUCUAAUCAAUAUAUAUUUGGUGUAUACCAUUGUAAUAAUAGUUACAUAAAAGUAAUGAUGUGAAGAAGACAUUGUACAUCUUGGAUGAGUUAAAGACAUGAUCUCUUAUCACGUAAUUUUACAUUUUUGGGAUUAUGUACUCCUUUUGUCAAAUAUGCAAGGUAAAUUUUUCACCAGAUACCUUAAUUGUGCCGUUAAAUCAAAAGAUCUCCAUCUGUAAUUCUAAGUCUGAGGUGUACAGUCAAGUCGCUCUUAAGUGGGCACUUUAGGGAGGUGGCCAUUUAAUAAGUUUAUUUUAGAAAAAUAUAAUCAGAAAGUUACGAGUGAACUAUGGUACAGUACUUAUUUGGUAUUUAUUAAUUCUUGAAAUCAGUUUACCCACUUAACCAUCCAAUUUCAUUUCAGAAUGAAACUACAUUAUAGAAUGUGUCACUUACAAUGUUGAUGAAAUAUUCCUUAUUUCUCUCUGAUUUUAUAACAAACCUGUCAGUGACUGCUUAUGAGAAACAGUACCAAAAAUGUGUCCAACAUUUUUUAAUAUGGUCACUUACAGGAGUGUUUUGGAAACAGUGACAAACAGAAACAAAAUGGUUAUUGGCAGAGUGGUCACAAAAAAACCAAAUAUCUUUGAAAACAUUUGAUGCUAAAUUUAGAUUCAGUGGAAUUUAAAUGUCCUAUGGGACCAAUAUAUCUGGUGAUUUAUAUCCCUCCUACAACAUAUAUUACAGACUUUUGAGUUAUCCUGACAACCAAACAGUAUUAAUCAAUUUUUAUUAAUUGUCUCACAGAUUUGUCGUCUAAGUUUCCAAGCAUCAGCCCCAUUAGAUGCCAUAUCACAAUUCAGAAAGCAUGUGGAUUUGUUUAAGGAAAAGGUUGGCUGCCCUGACUUAGCCUUUGAACACUCAGCCUGGCUCUCCAAACAGUGAGUAUUUUUUCUGUUUAGCCUCCUCACUCUUAACUGGAAGGUCUGCAUUCAGUUUGUUUUUUGGGCACUUACAUAUGUACAGCUAAAGUACCUCCCUCCACCCCAGAGUUGAAAUAAGUAUCGCCAAUUAUGAAGGGAAUUUGACAAAAAUGCUGGGGGGGGGGGGGUAAGGGGGUAAUCUAAAAGACCUAUAUGUAGCAUCAAAUCUAGAGAGAGAACUUUUAGUCUCUUUAUGCUACAGAAACCAUGGUAAGCUUUGAUGUGGUGAGUCCUCUUUGGUUUGUGUUCUAGAAGGUUUUUGCUUUCAAAGAAACCCAAGCUGUGACCAGGAUCUAACAACUCUUGUUUCUUAACAAUAUUAGAUCAAGAACAGGUCAAGUUGAAGUGAAAUUUUUGACUGAACUUUUCAACAUAAUGGAACUGAAAUGAUGAAAACAGGAGACUUUUAAAUAAUUGUUAGUCAGUUCAAUGAUGAAUAAUUGUCAAAGUUAAUACAACAUGCUGUAUGGUAGGGAAUUAUAGAGGCUUAAUCAAUAACAAACUAUGUGAAAAAUUAACACAGGUUCAGUUUAUUUGGAGAACUGUUUGAUGAAGCCAUCAGAAAUGGUUUAACCGCCUUACAGGUAACAAUGUAGAAGAUCUGUGUUGGCAUAUUGGUUUAAUGAAUGAAAUAUUUAUUUAUUAAAUCUACAAACAACAAUACAUCUGUAAGAAGAGAAAGAAAUUCUUACUAAUUAUGUUACUAAGUAUUCUGAAUUGGUAUUUAGAAUAAAGAAAAAAUUGUCUCCCAUUAUGCUAUAUCUCUUAUGAUAAUUGUAUGCAAUAUAAUGGAGUGUUUUUCUGUUUUAAAGGUACUUUUUUGUCAUCUCUUAACAAUCAUGAUGAUCUUUUCUCCCCUAAUUAAAUUUUGGCUAUAAACAGAGAGAGGCACCUUAAUAAAUAGGAUUGAUGUAAAUGUGCCCAAACAAAUCUGGUCUAGUGACUGAUUAGAGUGUCCAAAUCAGUCAUACUCUCAGAUUCUGGUAAAGACUUAACUGUUACUUUAUUACAGACUCAACACCCAGGAUUUUACUAUCAACAAGCAGCAAACAAUGCCAUUGUCAGGAGACAGCUUUGCCAGGGCUUGUGUCAUGUAAGUAAAAUUAUUAUCAUGCCAGAGGAUUGCUGAGAAAGAUCUGAAGGAACAGUGACAGACACAAACUCAAAGGAGCAAUAUUUUUCUUAAUGAAAGUGACCAUUUUUUUAUCAUUAGUUGAAACUUACCAAUAAAAAUUUGAAGACUAGAACUGUCGGCCUUAGUUAAUUUUGAAGUACAAAUUAUUUCCAAAGAACUUUUCCUGGAGGGCCUUACCCAGAUAAAUUGGGCUACAUACUUGUGCACAUGGGUGGACAUAGCUACAAUGGAGGUCAAAGCUUGUUCGGACAGUUAUCAAAAAAAGAUAUCCUAAAUCCAAACAUAUUACAAAAGGCCAUCUUUUGCCAAUUCAGCUGUGUACAUAGAACCCCCUCUAACAAUGUUGGUAAGUUUAGGCACUACAUCCUGGUAACGUUUACAAAGCACACAAAAUUUGAAAUUGUUUGGGGGGGGGCAGGGAGGUUUUGAUAUAAGUAAUAUUGCCUUAGACUUUAAACCACCCUUGUAGUGUGGGAUAAUGUUGAAUGUAAACUAGUGGCAAGAAAGGGUCAUAGAUUCCCUUCAAAGUACACCUAACCAAAAACUAAUUAACUACCACUCAAAAGGGUCAUUUGUUUUCUGCAUGUAAUUAACUUUUAUUGUUCAUUGAGUCUGAUGAGUUACUUUUUAGUUAAUACAUUGGAAUCUGUUAUUAAUUCAUCUCUAGACUACCACUCCACUUACUAUGAAUCCCUUAGAAAAUGCUGGAAAUCUCGACUUCUAUGGUCAGAGACCUUGGAGACAAGGUUUUCAAGGUAACUGCAAAUAUAUAAUUUUUUUUUCCUCUGGCAGUGUUUUUUUAGAGUAAGUACAAAAGGUGUUGAGACACUCAGUAAGUUUCCUUUGCUAAACCAUGUACUGGUUGAAAAGCUCAGUGUUAGAAUUUUGUUCCAUUUGAUAAGAGAAAACUUUUUGUGUAUUAAAAACACUCUGUCGGAAUGAAACUUGAUCUGUUGAGAUGCAAUACUUUCCUUUAAUUUGUAGAACUGCUGGGUUCAUUUGACUUAAUAUAUUUGUAGGAACAGAACCACCAGAUGCAGGAAUAGAGAAGGCUGGAAUUAUAGCCUUGCAGUCCCAAGAAAUCCAAGUGGACCAUUCUGUAAGUGCACUGUAUUGUUUGGCAGACUUUCAUUUCAAGAAAAUUAAGAUCAGAUAAAUGUCAGGGAGAAGUCAUGGUGACAAAUUAAGUUUAAAUGCAAGGUUAAUAUGACUGUAAAUUUUUGGUUGCGCACAAUUGCAUCAAUGAGCUUUCUAGCCAAACCAAAGCAAUUAUGAAUUUGAAAUCCCAAUUGCCAGUAUUACAUAAUACCUUGUUAGCAAAUACUCUUACCAUCAAUCUCUUUAUUUAUGCUAACCUACUUUGUAUAUUUGGUUGAGGUACUUAGAAUAUUGGCUCCUUUUUUUUCUCUCACAGUGGGUUAUCAUUCCCCUUCUCAGUAGUAUAUUUGGUUGAGGUACAUAGAAUAUUGGCUCCUUUUUUUUUUUCUCCCAGUGGGUUAUCAUUCCCCUUCUCAGUAGUGCAGUGGCUCAGUUUAAAAAGUACAAAUCACCCAGGAUGAAGAGAUACCAGAGUAAGUUCUCUCUUUUUUCACUUUAACCCUUUAAACCCUAAGAGUGACCAGCAUCAAAUUUCUCCCUAAAAUAUCAGCCCUGAAUCACAUGUUAAGGUCAUGAGAAUAAAGGAAAUGAUCACCAACCAAAGAGGCUUUUGAUUGGUGAACAAAAUCUCCUUGUCAGCACCUUAGGAAAUGUAUAAAGAACAGUAUGGAGAAUAUAUAGACUGAUUUUAGAGUGUAAAGGGUUAAGAACUUAGCAAGAUGCAACUAAAAGCUUUUGUUUCUUCAUGACAAUGUACAUGUAGUGCUUUUAAAAGUUUUUUUUUAUUAAAUUUACGAAGCAGAGUGAUAUAGUGUACAUAGUCGAGGUCUAUUGGCUUUUCUUAUCUAAUUAUCAAUAUGACAAUAAUAUGCAAUAAGAAUACUUGAUAAAACAUAGGGAUACAACUGUACGUUGAAUAGUAGUUACAAUGAUGAUUAAUAUUGCAUAUGGAUAACUGGGCAAGCUAAUCAUUUUCUACUGUAUGCUCUGAAGUUCUUUCAUGUUCACGUUAACAACAAGUCUUUUUUGUUAAUUCUGCAGUGGUUCAGAUGGGUGAGGAGUAUUACCAUGCUAGAGAUUACAGUAAAGCCUUAUUGUGAGUGUAGCAUAAGAGAAUGUUUCAGUUUAGAAUCAGUGGUGAUCAAGUAUUGUACCACAGGCAGGCCAGGCCGUUUGAAGCGUCUUCCUACGAAAUUACUUUCGGCCGGAGGCCGUUGCGUGAAAGUAAUUUCGUGAAAAGACGCUGACAUACCACAAAAUGAGUUGAUUAAUAUUCCAUUUAACUUUAUUGAGGAAUUCAGACCAAAAUGUCAUUUAGAUAUGCAUUUUUCAGGGAUUUAUUCAUAACCCUCGUAGAUUUCUUCUUUAAGGUUGUUGGGAAAAGUCACCUGGGAUUACCGCAGAGAAAAAUGGUGGUCACUUCUUACGUCAGUUUUAAUCACAUCACUGAGGUACUGUUGUUUUGUAGUAAGUGAGACAAGAUUUGUACUCUCCAGCUCUUGUUUCUGAGAACUCAACAUGUAAACAUUUUCAGUUGAAAUAAUCUGAAUUUACUUGGUUUUGCAUUACCUUGCUUUGUGAUUGGUCUUGAAAACACGCGCUACCCUCUCAACCAAUCAGGUGUAAAAUUGAAACCAAUGGCGCCUUGGUAACGCGCGUUUUCCCGCGCUUCAGGCAGCUUACUUGUUUCCUCUUUAAGUUAUCCCUUGUGAUAUUUACCUUCGCUGUGAUUGGCUGUUGGGUUUACCUUGGUUGUGGUUGACAACACAUUAUUGAAAAGCACUCAAGCGUGAGCAUCAGGGAUAGUAUGUCGAGGUUGGUGGAAGUUUGGCUCAUUUACGACACGGACACAGCCAACUCGGACAGACGGAAUAAUUCCACGUCUGUUCAGUUGGACUGCUACAAAGCCAAAAAUCAAAGUUUGUCUUCUUGUUUAACGUCAAAUUAUUGCCAAGAGGUUGUUUAUGAAUAGCAAUUUUGGUGUAAAACGUUCAAAACAGUUUUUCUCAACUUCAAGUUUUAGAUUUAUUUAUUCGUAUAUCCUUAGUCUUCUUAACUUUUAUUGCAGGUGUGCGUACUUGGUUGGCAAUGUGGAGGAAUAUAUCACCCUUUCGCUUGAAUUUACAGGAAGAUGUAUCCUUGAAAAUGCUGCCUAUCAUUUGAAUAACUGACUGUAGUAUUUUUUUCUGGGUGAAGUGAUUCUUUCAGUUAGAGUUAUUUUCAAUGCAAAGUGAUGUGGGAUUGCAUUGGUGUAACUUAGCUUCGUUAUGUUAUUGGUCAAGAAAACUCGCGCCAUUUUCUCAACCAAUCAGAUGCAAAACUAAAACCAACCACGACUUGGUCUUCCGCGUUUUCCCGCGCUUCAGGCAGGGUGCCUGUUUUUGCUUUGAGUUCCUAUUGGUUCUUCAUGCUAGUCACUCUUAUGGGUUAAAGGGUUAAAUUGGUUUCCAAGUCAGGUGGAGAGGCUGAAAAGCGCCUUCAAAACGCAAGGUAUUCUUGGGCAACCAACUAGUAAGGUUGCAAAAUUUGGGAACUUUAGGAUAAUAUUGACAUUUGUAGUUGUAUUAAGCUGUGCAGAUUUUGCCCGAGUCAAAUUUACUGCGGUGUAAUACGUUGAGAAAACAUCUUACCUAACAUUUGUUAUUGUAUUAGUGGUAAAGUCCUUGAUUCAAGAAAACAUCAGAUGUUGAAAAUUCACCUGAAGAGAAAACAAGAUGUCAAACUAAUCUUAUUCACGUCAUGUCGGUAAGGACUUACUGCCAAUGGUCGUUUAAAGAGGAUUUAUGGAGGAACUUUUAUUGUAGAAUGAGUUUACGCUGAUUUUUUCUGUUUUUGUCAUCUACGACCCUGACACUGGUUAUUUAGAAAUAGAAAGCACGCGCGCGGCUGAACGCGAGUUAAACACGCGGAAAAGAGAGUUUCUUUGCCCGCAUGGCUGGUCUUUCGCGCGUGGAUAACUCGCUUUUCGUCGAGCGCUUACUACAGGACAAGCAUGUUACGAAAGACAACUGAAUUUUUAUCACUGUAUCGUUUCUUAUUUUUCAUUGGAAUUACAAACAGAAUGAAUGUCCUGAGCCCGAGCCAGGCUGUGACUUUGAAGCAGUGGAAGAAGCUAAGGAGCUAUGGAAAACACUUAAAGUGACAGCACAGGCACCCCAAGUAUUUACCAUACAGAUGGAACAAAUAGCACCAUUUGGUAAGAAAAUGUCAACUCUAUUGUGUAUUUUUUCUCUUUGCGUUGAUAUAAUUUCACAGUUCACAGAGGCGGAAACUGAAUUUAGCUGUAGAAACUCCUAAAUUCAAUUUUCAAAUACAGCAACUAAAAUCUUGUAGGAUAGAAAAAAAUUCUUCUUUAAUACCCUUUGAAACCAAGGCUUGAUAAGGUGACUGGUAAAAUUUUUAAAUUCAAAAUAUUAAUGAAUGAAUGAAUUUUUUUUCCAUUUGUCUUAAGGAGCGUGUGAUAUUUUAAUAUUUCCUGUUGUUUUCAAUUUUGUUCUUUCUUCAGUGGAAUGCAAGGCAGUCUUUGAUUCAGUCUCAACAACAGCAGAUUCUACCAUCCUUCUUCUUACAAGGUUUGUAAUGUCUUCUUAGAGUCGCUUACUCCAAAACAGCUUUCACCCUUAGCUUUCAAGAUCUAAUUAAUUCUCUAAACCAAUGAUAGAUUUUUCUUUUGAUGGUGAGUCACGAGAAUUUCGUUGUAUACGUGACAAACAGAUUCCAUGAUGCCGUGUGUCUGUCCACUAAGAGAUCACAGACGACGUCAAAAUGUUGGAAAUAACAAAAAAGUGACACAUUGUGACAUCUGCAUUGAAAUUAUUUAGCUCUGUUAUGCAUGGUAACGAUUCGGUGAUUCUUUGUGAGCGUUAUGAAGCACGUGAUCUGACCCCAAACCUCUCUGGUUCUCACUCUGCUGCUACUGUCGCGCUUUAUCGCGUUUUACCCACUAAACGCUUGGAAAAGCCUAACUUCGUGCCUGCUCUACAGAAAAGCUUUUCUUACGUGUAGGACUAGACAGUUAAUCAUGCAAGGAGGAUGUGGUGUUAUAUUUGACAAACAGAUUCCAUGAUACCGUACGUCUGUUCCAUAAUAGAUCACAGACGACCUCAAAAUGUUGGAAAGAACCAAAAAGUGAUGCAUUCUGAUGUCAUCUGUGAUUUAUUAUUAAACAGACGCACCGUAACAUGUCGUCGCUUUCCUGAAUAUGCCUUGAUGGAUCAUUUUCAGUUCUUGAUUCUCGUAAACUUUUUGUUUUACAUAUUAUUAAAGUAUGGAGAAUUUAAGUUCUGAUUACUCGUGGGAAGAAUAUGGUUAAGAGGAAGCUUUUAAGAGACCACAACCUUGGUUCAAAACUGUUAGCACUGAAGUUAUUUAGCUCUGUUAUGCAUGGUGACGAUUCGGUGAUUCUUCGAGAGCGCUUUUUGAUUGAGUGUUGUAAAGCAACCUAAAAUAACCACAACGGUCACUCAGGACAAAAGAAAAUAUCACGAGAAGUUUAUGAAAACUCAGCGUACAAACAAACUGCCAUUAAGCGCGGGAAAAGGCGGGAGAUUGGUCGAGAGAGUGGCUCGACUUUUCAAGACCGAUCUUUGACCGUAACGAAGAAAAACUGAUGUAGUCUCGGAUUACCAUUGACAAUCAAUUACAAGUUGUUCUAAGUAAAGGUCUAAACACUCGUUAUUGUUGUGUGUUGUUAUAUUUCAGGGUUUCUUGCCCAUUUCCCCACCGAUUCUCGAAGAUUGCCGUUUUCUUUAGCAAUCAGGUAAGUUAAAAUAUUCCUAUAUACGUAAGGCUAGUGUUACUUUGUUUCGCCAGAAUAUGAAAGCACAGUUUAGUCUCGCGCUUACAAUAGCAAGGUAACUACCACAGCUAACCGGAACGAAGGUCGACCAUAAAAUGCACCAAGGAGAACUAAAAUCAAACAACUGUGUACAACAGUAAGUGUAGGAAAACGCGGAUAAUAAAAGCACGAUUGGUUUGGUUUUGCAUAUGGCGUUGAGCUGAUGUCUUAUUGUCUAUGAUCUUGAAGGCGUCAAAAGUGAAAUGUAAUCAUUUGUGGUCACUUUGGAUGUGGAUCGCAAUGUUUCGACUGCAUACUGCCAGUCUUCUUCGGGCGAUGAGGUCGAUCGAGAACACGUCACUAAUAUGCUCUUGUGCUCAGCUGUGAUUGGAAUUUCACGGCUGUGAUUGAAUGCUUGGAACAUGCUAAUUUCGUGUCUGCUUGCCUGUAAUCAUGCCAUGACACUCUGGAUGCUAGUUUGGUUGCAUUUUCUACUGGCCUGACUCAAUUUUCUUUAUCUUUUAUCUUAGUUUUAUAACCAACAGUGUGUGGUGGAGACUGGGUCCGCUCAAGGGGAGGGUGGAUUGUAUCUUCUUCCAGCAAAGACCAAAGUCAUACCGUUUCAACUAGUGCCCCAGCCUGAGGAUGUUGGAAAACUACUUCAGGUAAAAAAUUACUGAAAUACUUCGCCAUACGAGUCUUUGCACUUAUCAAUAAUUUAUUCGUAUGAAAUGAUAAUUGUCGCAGUCAGCUGACGAGACUAGCAGCCUAAAGAGGAAAAGCUAAUGGUCUUUUACUAGAAACUAUCUUUAGAGUAUUGCUGCCAGUCCAAAGUAAGAUUGCCCCCCCUCCCCCCGCUUCCCGCACUUUAUCAUUCCUAGGCGUAGAGUAAAGAAUUUUUGCCCAAGAACAUUACUCAGUGAUCCCAACCCAGGGCUCAAAGCCAGAUCUCUCGGUAGUGUCACCGGCAAAGUUUGACAGAAAACUUUUUUCCGGAGGAGACUGCUUUAAAAGAGACUUCAGAUUUAAGCUUUCUUCGUUGUGGUUCCUAGGUCGCCUCCUUGAGGUUCGAUUCCUCAUGGGGAAUUUUUUUUCUUUGUCCUACAAUUGUGACUAGACGAAAAACACCUUUCUCUUUUUCUUUACCGAUCUUAAAAAUAACCAUCUUUUUACUCUAUUUACAAGGUUUUUUUUGCAGUACAAAGUAACCAACUGUCGAAAUAACCGUACAAUAUCGAGGGUAAUUUGUACUCGUUGCGCGCGUUAUUUCUUUUUGAUAUUCCAUGUAGUGCUGUUGGAUUAAAAAAACUGCCUUUACUUCGUUUGUUUGGUGUGCAGGAAAAUAAGGCUUUAACACCAAUGAACCAUCGUAGUUCACGUCUUGCAUAUUGUCAAUGUGUCCCUUUCGUCUUUUCUUUCUAGAUCGAGAGGUCGUACUUCGUCAAAUGCUCUUAAGUAGGAUCGCGGACUGUAAGAGCAAAGGUAUAAUACUUAAGUAAGCUAUAAUUGUACCUUUAAUCACAAUUCUUUGGGCGUCUAUUUAGAGACCUCAAGUCAAAUUGUCGUGCAAUAGGUAGCCUGCAGAAGAGGCGUUUUUAAGGCGAACGAGGAUUAGAGAAAGGGGAGGAGUGCCUUAUUUUUCCCCGCCUUUCCCUCGUACGUCACUUCCGCUUGCCUCCGUUCGCCCUAUUGUGCAUGUUCUGCGGGCUAUGCGAUUCCGUUCAGUACGUAGUUAAUAGAUCUCUAUUCUUUGAAAAGAUUCCUAUCAAUGCUUAAUCCUAGUCAUUUGCUUAUUUUUUUAUUUAUUUUUUUUUAUGCAGAUUAUCUAUACUGUAGAUGUCCAAGUAGAACCAAAUUCUUCGCCAGUCACCUGUACCUGUGCCAAGGUGAGAUCACUCUUUUGUGUCUUAAAGGUAAAAGUAAAACUACCUCUCAGUAUUUCCACAUUUAAUUUUAAUUCUCGUUCGCUUUGUAAUGUAGUUGCACUUGUGAAUGUGAGUUGCACUUGUAACAUGGAGCGCUUUUCGGAUGACUGUCAUAAAACCAAAACCAAAGCAAUCACAACGGCUAAUCAGAAGAAAGGAAAAUAACUGAAAGAGCCAAUGAGAACUCAAAAGAAAAACAACAAUACCCAAAGGGCGGGAAAACGUGGCUUUAGUAUUGCAUCUGAUUGGUUUAGAAAGUGGCGCGAGUUUUCUGGACCAAUGAUAGAACGCAAGUAAUCUCAGAUUUCUUUCGACACGCAAUUAAAAAAUCCUUUACCUGGUGAAUACAAAAUCACGACGACUUUUUGCUUUCUUCUUUCUCUACUGUCCUGAUGUAUACCCGCCCUAGGAGGAAAGUGUUGUUAUCAAGACUGUUAUGCCAUUUGAAAUCUCUUUGUCUCUGACAGGUAAGGGAAAAUAGGCAAUAUUUUUUACGAUGUAAUUUAACGUCUCUUGGAAUCGAUCAAACUUGCGUUUUUGGCUAUGUUAGCAAACUUGCUCUCGCUCUUGUCUCAAAUUUUUUUUAUUACAUUGAAAGUUAUGGCAUAAAUUAAUGCAUCUAUAAAUCCGUCAAAAAUUUUUGAUCGCUGCAUAACUCUACGAAUAUAAACCUGGUCUGGUGCAUCAAGAAACACUUUCUGACUAACACGCAUCUGAAUGAGGGUGCUGUGGUUUGAAUUGAUGAUUAGCGCUAAGUUGUCUUUUACCACGCGAUGAAAAUUCAAUUGUAAGGUUCCUAUACAAAGUAACACAGUGUCUAGGCUAGUAAAUGGGGACCUCAGGCAGUCAGGAAGGCAACGCCGCAGUAAACGAUGGUUUAAAAAUGAAUUUAUAAUUUCGCGAAUGGCUAAAUGCGUUUACUGCUUCUUGUAGCGCCACACGUCAACCGCAGCUUAACGUAUGGCAGCAGCGUUGAGUUCCAAACGGGCGCUUAGAUAGUUUGCCAUCGGGUUUUCCGUUCACAGACCACACAAAUUUGGUUGAUUUCAAGUUGUUGUUUUGCAAAAAACGGGUAAGAAAUGUACAAAGUUUUGAAAUGCACGUGCCGAUCAAUUGUUCUGAAAAUUAGAUAUUUUGUUUUGUUAUGCCCUCGUCGUCGUCGUGGUUUGCUUUUGGGGGUGUAAACCAAAGCAAUAUAAUGAGUUCAAAUCAUUGAUUUGCGUUUAUUCUCAGUUGGAGAGACUGGAUCAGCUGUUCGAAGAAGAACCAUUCCUCUUAUUAGCUGGCAUCAAAUGCACCUCACCUUGGCCUGUUACCAUGGUCACCACUACAUUGAAUAUGGUGAGUUUACAAACAAUUUAUGUUCGUAAAAACUUGAUUUGUCUUCCUUUAGAAAAUAUAGUCGUGAAGAUAAGUUAAUGGAGCAGGAGAGCAAGUGCUGCAAGAUAUUGGGUGGGGUGGGGUGGGGUGGGUCGGAGCGAAAUCUCCGAUUAAGUGGAAGAGUGAAUCUGUGGGUUCACUUAGUAUCCCCUCCCCCGAGUCAAGCUGGAAAUGUAUAUAUACUACAGCUUUCGUGCGUGUGCCGGAACCGCGCGAAAAUAAUAUGUCAUGAAUUAUUUUUCAACCUUCGGAUAAGAUGACAUGUCUCGAAGUGAUCUUCUCAAACUUACUGCAAUUUAACUCUUUGAAGAAAAAGUAGCCUGAGAAAUUCAGGUUUUAUCGAGGAUUGACAAGGAACCUAUAUCUUCUUGAGAAUAGUCGGUUCCUACUUUCAACUGUGCUUCGAAUUAGAAGCAGAAAUUCUGGAGAACUGUUUGUUUGUUUGUUUGAUUUAAGUCUCCAGAAGUGAAUAUUGUGGGCGAAGAGAUGGGAUCGCCGCUGCAAGGAAGUAAGGAAUACAUGUCUGUGUAUUACGAGAAUAACCGAUCGGAAUUAGUUAAAGAUGCGUCUACUUGCAUUGCUGUCCCCAAAAAAAACUGUGAGAUUCUCGUCGUUAGAGUGGAUUAGGCUUCUUUAUAACUAAUCGCCGAACAUUUGGGGAAACUAGAAAAGGUUGAGCGUUUUUUUGGACCAAUUGAAGGAGGGGGGAAUCAGCAGGGGAAGACAAGAGAAUUUUCCUGAGGAGCUUCAAGGCUUUCAAGGCCCUCUCCUCAUACUAGACAAGGUUGAGCGAUUUUGUAGAUUAAUGGAGAGAGGGGGGGGGGGAGAAAUGUGCAUGGGAAUACGAGGAGAAUUUUGUUGAGGUGUUUUCAAGGCCCCUCCUAAUUAAAUACACACCAGACAAGGUUGAGCGAUUUUGUAGUCCAAUGGAGAGAGGGGGAGAUCUGCAUGGGAAUACGAGGAGAUGUUGAGGCGUUUUCAAGGCCCCUCUUAAUUAAAGACAUACCAGACAAAGUUGAGCGAUUUUGUAGAGCAAUGGAGAGAGAGGGGGGAAUCUGCAUGGGAAUACGAGGAGAAUUUUGUUGAGGCGUUUUCAAGGCCCCUCUUAAUUAAAGACAUACCAGACAAGGUUGAGCGAUUUUGUAGAUCAAUGGAGAGAGGGGGUAAGAAUUUGCAUGGGAAUACGAGGUGUAUUUUGUUGAGGAGUUUUCAAGGCCCCUUUUCAUAUGAACAUACAGCUUUGCGUUAUGUGUCCUUAUAUGCAAAUUGCGGGUGCAAGAUUUCUUGUGAAAAACUGACAAUUAUUCCCGACUUGCUGGCUGUUUUCUUUUUCUCCUUCUAACUUCAUGUAUGGUGGUCCCAGUCUCUUUGCAACAGGGUGAAAGUGCGUCGGAAUGCUACUGCUUGGCUGUUAAAGAGGGUGUCAGUAAACUGAAGGUCGUGAACAUUGGAAGUCUUGCCCUCCAGUGGAGACGGUAAGUUCGUGGUUAACUCGAGGGAGUCUAAGAUAAGUGAGAUAGUUGAAGCAAUUUUCAAUUGAGUACCGAUUGUAAUACCGAACUGCAUUCAAAAUUUGGUCUUGCCUUCCUUUGCUUUGUGAUUGGAGUAGGAAAGUUGCAAAACUCUCUCUCUCUCUGUCAACCAAUCAUGAAAUGCAAAAUUUAAACCAGUGGCGACUUGGCCAUCCGCGUUUUCCCGCGCUUCAGGCAGUUUGCUUGAUUUUUCUUCGUGCUCUCAUUGGUUCUGAUGAACCAAUUUUAUUACUUUGGAUUUGUAGUUUUUGCCAACACUCAGUGGACCCACUGAUGCCUUUUCAACUGAACCUUAUUUAGGGGAAUAUAUAGAAGUCCUUUCGUUUCUUGAUUUAAUCAUUUUACAUUGUUUUAAUUCUUUAGAACUUCUGCGACUGAUAAGUUUCCAGUUGUGGUCACAGAGCUCACUUUCCCCUCUGUAACAGUAGAGAGUGUUCCUUUUGCGAUACAGGCAGGUACGUUUCCAGCAAGGUUAAUCAUGCGGCAAUAUGCCAAGCGUCAAAAUCAAACUAUACUGGAAAAGGUUUAUUCGUGCUUCUCCACCUUUGUGCAGGCAAAGUCGUCCAGAUGUGAGUUUAUGUUUCAACUACAAGUUCAGUAGUGUUCUUAGCAAAUGCAGUGCAAAUGUAUGAAUUUCAUAUAUCUAAAAUCAUUAUUCAUCACUUGGAUGGUUAAUUUGGACCCAACAUAUUGACCAGCUCCCAGUUGGCUUGUUAACUCAGUUGGUAGAGCGCUGCACUGGUAUUGCAGAGGUCAUGGGUUCAAAUCCCGUACGGGCCUGAAAUUUUUUUCAGGUCCUAUUUUCAACUACUAUUUCAGUAGUGUUGUUAGCUGCGAGGAUCUCUUAAAUUCGUCCAAAUGUGUUACAACUAUCAGUCUUACAGUCAAUUUGGUGAAAUUCCGGGCCAAUUGGCAUAAACACGAUAAAGUCGAUAAGGUUGUGCGAAAGCACUCUUACUGCGCGUUUUACAGGGUUUCAAAUUGUUCAAGAGAUGAGGAAACCUCACACGUACUAGGAAAAGCCACUUAAAAAAAAACGUGGUUAAACUCAGUGUUAAUAAAUGUAUAGAGGGGGUACGUUUUUAAACAUAAUUUGGUGCUACGUCAGUGGGGGUAUUGAACAAUAGUCAUGUUUUAUUAACAAAGUUAAUAAAAGAAAUUGGUCCCUGUAAAGAGUUUCUCAAGCGGACCUCUCGAGCGUCAGCCCUACGUCGAUACUUCAGCUGUAGAAAUCCUUUACGGUGGCCAAUUUACAUUAUCACUUCAGUUGAUAAAACCAAAUUAUCUUUGGAUAUAUGUAUUUGUUAAUGAAUAGAAGAGGAAAGACGGUAAAUUUAAAGCUCCGUAAUAAAGUAAAGAAAAGAUAUUUUUCUUCGUCAUACAAGCGUGGGACAAGGAAAAAGUAAAGCUUGCCAUUCGAGAGCGGAAGUCGAAAUUUUGGGGCUCUAAUCCUCAUGGAGGCACGACCUCGUUACAAGAACAAAAAAAAAAUUAUAUAUUGUACCGUUUUUUUCAGAUUUGCCUGCAUACGGCUGUGUACAGAGCCCACUUUUCGUAAGCUAUCUCGUCCGCAAUAGAACGCUUCAA